UUCAGUCAACGUUCGAGGAUUACACACGACAAACACAUCCAGCAAAACCAUGUCAGCGACACGGACGAGCAGUUGCCUCUGGUUGGGUUUGGUCCUGGUGGCGACGCUUUUUCAGUUUUCGGAGUGCCAGUAUUACGGAUACCCCUACUAUGGCGGGGCCAGUGCGGGGGCGGGAUCGGGGUACGGAAACCUUUACGGCAGCGGCUUGUACGGAUACCCAUACAGCUACGGCGGAUAUCCCUACUACUCGUACCCCUACAACCCGUACUCGAUGUUCGGGGGAGGCGGGGGAUAUGGUCAGUACGGGUACCCCUACGGGGGAUAUCCCUACGGCGGCAGCGGCAUGAACGUGGCCUACGCGAGCAGCAGUGGGGGCUUCGCGACAGCCAGUGCGGGCGGAAACGGAUACUACGGCUGAUGGACGAGUGGUACUCCGAAAUAAGCUAGUUUUACUAUACACUUUGGUUAAGUUUCCUACUACGUUAGUGUAUCAACGCAAAUAAUGUAAUAGUUAUUUAAGUCGGAAUAAAAAUUAAGAGUGAUUGCUA
Drosophila ficusphila is the source of this 548-nucleotide messenger RNA. Its product is annotated as shematrin-like protein 2. Lineage: Eukaryota; Metazoa; Arthropoda; Insecta; Diptera; Drosophilidae. Bases 50 to 418 code for a protein of 122 amino acids. The transcript is spliced from 2 exons. The record is from RefSeq and is a predicted model, not a curated record.